CUAUUUAAUAAGCCCAUGGUUUCUCCUUGUGAAGUCAUUUUCCUGUAUGGGUAUUUCUUUUUCCAGCUUAGGUGGAAACCAUUUGAGAUUCCGAAAGCAGCUCAGAAGAAAGUGGACUUUGUCAGUGGCCUGCACACCUUAUGUGGAGCCGGAGACAUCAGGUCUAACAAUGGGCUUGCUAUCCACAUCUUCCUGUGUAACUCCUCCAUGGAGAACAGAUGUUUUUACAAUUCAGAUGGGGACUUCCUGAUUGUUCCACAGAAAGGGAAGCUUCUCAUUUACACAGAGUUUGGCAAGAUGCUCGUGCAGCCCAAUGAGAUCUGCGUCAUUCAGAGAGGAAUGCGAUUCAGCAUCGAUGUCUUCGAGGAGACCCGGGGCUACCUCCUGGAGGUCUAUGGCAUCCACUUUGAGUUGCCUGACCUGGGACCGAUCGGAGCAAAUGGUUUGGCCAAUCCCCGAGAUUUCUUGAUCCCUGUUGCCUGGUAUGAAGAUCGCCAAGUGCCAGGUGGCUACACUGUGAUUAACAAAUACCAGGGCAAGCUCUUUGCUUCCAAACAGGAUGUCUCCCCAUUCAAUGUUGUGGCCUGGCAUGGAAACUACACCCCCUACAAAUACAACCUAGAGAACUUCAUGGUCAUCAAUGCAGUGGCCUUUGACCAUGCGGACCCUUCUAUUUUCACAGUGCUGACUGCCAAGUCCAUGCGACCUGGAGUGGCCAUUGCUGACUUUGUCAUCUUCCCACCUCGCUGGGGGGUUGCAGAUAAGACCUUCAGACCACCUUAUUACCACAGGAACUGCAUGAGUGAAUUCAUGGGACUCAUCCGAGGUCACUAUGAGGCAAAGCAAGGUGGAUUCUUGCCAGGGGGAGGCAGCCUGCACAGCAUCAUGACCCCUCACGGCCCUGACGCGGAAUGCUUCGAGAAGGCCAGCAAGGCCAAACUGGCACCUGAGAGGAUUGCUGACGGCACCAUGGCGUUUAUGUUUGAAUCUUCCUUAAGUUUGGCGGUCACCAAGUGGGGACUCAAGACCUGUAGCUGUUUGGAUGAGAACUACUACAAGUGCUGGGAGCCUCUCAAGAGCCACUUCACCCCCAAUUCCAGGAACCCAACAGAACCUAAGUGAGACCGAAGCCUGCCAUGAUAAUUGAGAAUAGAUUUGCAUGGUUUCCUUGAGAGCCUUAAACUCUCUGGUGGUAUGGGGACAGUAAUUGAAAUGAGAGCUUACUCUUCAUAGUCAAGCAACUCAGAAUAUUUGUAGAAAUGCAUUCAGAAAUGUCCAGGGCUUUCUAUUGACUCAAUAAAUAUGUGUUCUAUGGAA
Messenger RNA from Psammomys obesus (fat sand rat), 1317 nucleotides. Its product is annotated as homogentisate 1,2-dioxygenase. Lineage: Eukaryota; Metazoa; Chordata; Mammalia; Rodentia; Muridae. Bases 16 to 1122 code for a protein of 368 amino acids. Gene Ontology annotation, biological process: L-phenylalanine catabolic process. Gene Ontology annotation, molecular function: homogentisate 1,2-dioxygenase activity. The record is from RefSeq and is a predicted model, not a curated record. Gene Ontology annotation, cellular component: cytoplasm. The transcript is spliced from 10 exons.